UGUCAGAAUACCGGGCCCGGCCGCUCAGCUCUUCUCUCCUGCAGGGCCUUACCUGUUCCUCGCUCCAGCGCUGCACAGUCUUCCCGCGCCGGCUUCUGUGACAGCCGGGUGCCCACUGCGCAUGUGCUGCACUUUGUGAAUGAUCCGGUGUCUUCUGGGACACAUGACAGGUGUCCCAGAAGGCGCCGAGCCAUUCACAAAGCGCAGCGCUUCUCGCGCAUGCGCAGUGGGCACCCGGCUGUCACAGAAGCCGCCCGGGAA
Molecule: messenger RNA, 261 nt
Organism: Staurois parvus
Lineage: Eukaryota; Metazoa; Chordata; Amphibia; Anura; Ranidae
Source: the annotation of a GenBank genome assembly